GCAUCCCCGCUCCCGCUCCUCCGGCCCCCGCGGGAGGCCUGUCCUGCGCCCCAAGCCCCGGGGCGGUCCCGCGCGGGUCACCGAACGCUGGCCUCCGGCUGCGCGCCCGGGAGCGUCAGGGCAGAGGCGGGGUGGGGCGCAGUUAAAAGGCACUGCAGGUGGGGGCCCCGCCGACUGCAGGCUCCAGACGCCGACUCGACUGCCCGCCUGGCUGCAGCGAGGGCGCUGCUGCGCGCCCAGAGCCCCGCGCCCGGACCCGCGCGGCCGCAGUGCCAGCCAAACAGUUCUGUGGAUGAAGAAAACUACCCACAAGAGAUCAUGCAGUAGACAUGUGGGAGGAGUUACAGGACCAUGGCCACAGCUGCUAUCUUUUCCUAAGAGGCAACAUCUUCGCUUACAUCCAGAAGCUGCACAAAGAUUUACAUUCAUGCCGUGAUGGUGCCAUGCUGGCCUCUAGGCUGUCACAUGCUGGAGAAAGAGAAAGCCUGAGCCUUGAAGUGGGAGCCUUGCCCUGGUUCCCCUCCGGCCGAUAGGCUGGGAGACCUGGGAGUCAGGCUCAGGUGUCAGGCUCAGGUGUGCUUACUUUGCUGUGACGUCAAGGCCUUUAUCAAGUCAAAUGCCUCAACUCUCCAAACGAACGUGGAAAUUAUGAGGAGUGUGUUCCAUUCUCAGCCUAUCAAAUAUUUGCUGACUGACUUUAAAAGGGUCAUCUAAAGAGGACAGAACUAUCCGGAAGGGUCUUUUCCACCUCAGCACUGAGUCUGACACUGAUGUUUAGUGUUUUAAUUUUGGUUCUGUCGUCAGUGAAACUAAAAUGGCAUCCUUAAGGAAACUAAAUAAAUUCUUAAAUAAGAAAUUUUAAAACAGUGAAGAACUUCCAUUCCUGUGUGCAGAAUGCUAAUGGACUUAAAUUAUUUGAAUUGUCAAAGGAACGGACAGUCUAUCGUCAUAAUGCUGUGUGUACCAUCAGAAGAAUAAGCCAACACAAUGGACUGGGGAACCCUGCACACAUUCAUCGGGGGAGUCAACAAACACUCCACCAGCAUCGGGAAGGUGUGGAUCACCGUCAUCUUCAUUUUUCGUGUCAUGAUCCUCGUUGUGGCCGCUCAAGAAGUGUGGGGUGAUGAGCAGGAAGACUUCGUCUGCAACACUCUGCAGCCUGGAUGCAAAAACGUGUGCUACGACCACUUUUUCCCUAUCUCCCACAUCCGGCUCUGGGCCCUGCAGCUCAUCUUCGUGUCCACGCCGGCCCUGCUGGUGGCCAUGCACGUGGCCUACCACAGACAGGAAGCCGCCCGCAAGUUUCGGCGAGGAGAGAAGAGAAAUGAAUUCAAGGAUCUGGAAGACAUUAAAAAGCAGAAGGUUCGGAUCGAGGGGGCCCUGUGGUGGACAUACACCUGCAGCAUCUUUUUCCGAAUCAUCUUCGAAGCAUCCUUUAUGUACGUGUUUUACUUCCUGUACAAUGGAUACCACCUGCCCUGGGUGCUGAAAUGUGGGAUCGACCCCUGCCCCAAUCUCGUCGACUGCUUCAUCUCUAGACCUACGGAGAAAACCGUGUUCACCAUUUUUAUGAUUUCCGCGUCUGUGAUUUGCAUGCUGCUUAAUGUGGCUGAGCUGUGCUACCUGCUGCUGAAGGUGUGUUUCAGGAAGUCAAAGAGAGUGCAGACGCAAAGGAACCACCCUAGCCAUGCCCCCAAGGAGAGCAAGCAAAACGAAAUGAAUGAGCUGAUUUCAGAUAGCGGCCCAAACGCAGUCACUGGUUUUCCAAGUUAGACAUUUCAAAGUGCGAGGUAGCUGGCUCCUAACAGAACUGGUGGCCUCUCCUGGAGGCAGUGCCCACCACGAACCCCUCUCUAGGCUGGAGACUUGGUCUUUAUAAAUGGCUUUCAUAAGACAUAGACACUUGACUUAACGUUUUGUAGAAUAUCUGUGCCAUUAAUAUACAACAUAAUCAAAUGUGCAUCCCAUCGCUGAACACUGAGGCAUGUUGACAACUGCCUUACGUUACUUUCCCAUGUCUAAGUGGAUCGUCUAACGUAGUGGAUAUUUCCUGAAAAUUUAAGGAUGUAGCUGUUGUUGAUAAAGAACAUUUAUCUAGAAAUUGAUGCUUUUAUUAGUAAAAGAUAUUUUUAUAGAAUUGAAUGUUUUAGUUCUGACUUUGGAUUUAUAUAAAGUAUUUUUAUAAUAACUGGUCUUCCUUACCUGGAAAAACAUACAAUGUUAGUUUUAGAAUUAUACCAUCAGUAUCUAAAUUUGGAACUUAUGGUAUCUUGUAAAUAUUGUUUUACAUUAUCUGUUGACACAUUUAUGAACUACCAUGAUACUCUUCAGGUGGAAGUGUUCAUUGCACAGUAUAUUUUCACUGCUUUCUGAAUGUAGACAGAGCUGUGUGGAAGCGGGAAGCUUUGUAAAACUGGCCUAUUGGCAUUCAUUGUGAACAGCUCACCUCAAUAAAGAUGGGCCCCACUGCUUACA
This is a messenger RNA of Hipposideros armiger (great roundleaf bat), 2475 nucleotides long. It is a transcript of the gene GJB6, whose product is annotated as gap junction protein beta 6. Gene Ontology annotation, cellular component: connexin complex. Lineage: Eukaryota; Metazoa; Chordata; Mammalia; Chiroptera; Hipposideridae. The record is from RefSeq and is a predicted model, not a curated record. Gene Ontology annotation, biological process: gap junction-mediated intercellular transport; cell-cell signaling. Gene Ontology annotation, molecular function: gap junction channel activity. The transcript has 3 exons. Bases 988 to 1773 code for a protein of 261 amino acids.